CAGUAUUGAGUCUUUAUCCAGAGGGCGACAGGAGAGUUUCGAAGGUUUUUCAGCAGAGGGGAAGUGACCCGAUCAGAAUUGCAGCUCAGAGGGCUUCUCUGUGGCAAUGAUGGUGUUUAGACACAUCCACGGGCAGGGUUGGAUGCAGAGACCCGGUGACCAUGUGUAAGAAGCGCAUGGGCUGUGUGGGUGUGAUUGUCACCACGCUCUGGCCAGCCAUGGACACAGAAAGGAGGCUGAUUUACAAGAAUCUGCUGCUGAAAGCCCAGCUAGGCCUAGCUGGGCCUGCAGCCAACUUCCACUUUACCCGGAUGCUUUCGCUUUCAAGACAUCGUGUUUUGAGUAAAGAUUCCUCCUUCUGAACACGGGACUUUCCGGCAGGACCACAGCUCCUUCCGAGCACUCCUUUGGCCUAGGAUGGAUAUCCUGGUUUGUUGAGGGAGUCUUCCAAAGGAGGACAUCGGCCAUGUGGUCCCUCUGGAGUCUUCUUCUCUUCCAAGGCCUCCUUCCCAUUGUGGUUAUCAGUGUCCAAGUGCUAAGCAAGGUAGGGGACUCCGGGCUGCUGGUGGCUGAGUGUCCUCCGGGCUUCCAAGUGCGUGAGGCUAUCUGGCGAUCUCUCUGGCCAUCAGAGGAGCUCCUGGCCACCUUUUUCCGGGGUUCCUUGGAGACUCUGUACCACUCUCGUUUCCUGGGCCGAGUCCAGCUCUAUGACAACCUCAGCCUGGAGCUUGGGCCCCUGAGAACUGGAGACAGUGGCAAUUUCUCUGUGCUGAUGGUGGAUACAGGAGGUCAAACCUGGACCCAGACCCUGCAUCUCAAGGUGUACGAUGCAGUACCCAAGCCUGAGGUUCAAGUGUUCACGGCUGCAACAGAGGAGGCUCAACCUCUCAAUACCUGUCAGGUCUUCUUGUCCUGCUGGGCCCCCAACAUCAGCGACAUAACCUACAGCUGGCGACGGGAGGGGACAAUGGACUUUAAUGGGGAACUGCGCAGCCUUUUCUCAAAUGGACAGGUGUUAAGUGUUUCACUGGGACUGGGGGACAAGGAUGUGGCCUUUACCUGCAUUGCCUCCAACCCUGUCAGCUGGGAUAUGACCACAGUCACCCCCUGGGAGAGCUGCCAUCAUGAGGCAGCCUCCUCUGGGAAGGCCUCCUACAAGGACGUGCUCCUGGUUGUAAUGCCAAUUACACUGUUCCUGAUUCUGGCUGGUCUCUUUGGGGCAUGGCACCAUGGCCUGUGCUCAGCAGGGAAGAGGAAGGAUGCCUGCACUGACAGAGCGCUUCCAGAGACAGAGAGUGCCGUCGCAUAGAGGAUGUCAUGAAAGACAGCAUACACUGGUGCUUGGACCAUGAUGAGAUGCCUGCCCAGCCACAUGAUGCUCCACGUCUGGACACCUCCAGGAUCCUCCUAACUUCCACAAGUCUGUCUGCCUCUGCUGGACAGCCAAGAAAACCACCAUCCUGGAACAUGGCCCUAGCCUAAACUUCCUCCCUCCUCCAUUCAGUCUGCACGUGCUGGACGCUCUCUGGGCAAGGUGGACUAAUAGGACGCGUCCUUAAAAACACCGAACUUUCUCUAGGAUCUACAGAGACAUUGAUUAUCCAAGGCAUCCAUUCUUCUACCACUGUACAUAAGGUCCAUCUUACCCAACUGCCACCAAGAGAUUGCCUCCAGGUCCUGGGCUCAAAGAGAGAUCAGAAGUUUGAAUGAACAUAAGAUGGAGCUCAUCUCUGCCAACUGCACCCCCACCCCCAGAGUCUGAGGUCCUUAUGUUCAAGAUGUUGUCAUAAGAAAAGUCAUAGAACAGGGAAAGAUGGAGGGCAGGGCUUUCUCUUUCUGGCCUGAAGGACUUUAAGGUCAUCUGAGUUCAAGGACCCUCAAAGGUAAGUUGAGGUUACAGAUGACGAGGGAUAGCUAUUGCGCCAUGUUGGGAUGGAAGCCAUUUUUCUAGUAGCACCACAUUAAUAGACAUCAUAAUUGCCAUUAAUUCUGGUGUCUCCUGCAUAUCCGGGGUGGUGUUUCAAACUCUUUCCAUAUAUUCUACAUGGUUGCCAGAAAAAAAGAAAGAAAAGCAAAGAAAAAAAUACAGAGAGUUUGACCCAGCCAGCAGGAAAUUCUUCCACAAUGUCAAGAGAAACAGCUAAGUUCAGGAUAAGUCUGUCUUCCUAAAACUGGGAGAAUGAAGAGCCAUAAAAAGCUAUGCAAGGGGGGCUGGAGAGAUGGCUCAGCGGUUAAGAGCAUUGACCAUUCUUCCGGAGGUCCUGAGUUCAAUUCCCAGCAACCACAUGGUGGCUCACAACCAUCUGUAAUGGGAUCCAAUGUUCUCUUCUGGUGUGUGUGAAGAGAUCUAUAGUGUACUCAUAUACAUAAAAUAAAUAAAUCUUUUUUAAAAGCUA
This is a messenger RNA of Rattus norvegicus (Norway rat), 2396 nucleotides long. The record is from RefSeq and is a predicted model, not a curated record. Lineage: Eukaryota; Metazoa; Chordata; Mammalia; Rodentia; Muridae.